AUGGCUCAUGUAGGGUUGUUGGCAUAUUACGCUGGCCUUCUCGCCAGCGCCGCCGCACCACACUUCUCAUUGGCGCUUUCCCUUCGCUCUGGCACAGCGACAUCUCAGCAAAACAGCCUCAGCACGAAUCUAUUUGCAUCCGGGCAAGACUUGCUACGAACGGAGCCCACCGCCGAGGACAAAACUACAGAUUGCCUGGACAUCAUAAACAAGCUAAGGGGAGAAAAUCUCAAGGGCCUAUUGGAGACCCUCAGUACGGCAGACGAACAAGAAGUAACUCAAAGCCUGAAGACGAUCAGGGUCCCAAUAACGGACCCUGCAGACCCUACUGCCAAGAAAAUUGCAGUAAAGCUUGCAGGUGACACUAACACAUGUGAAUCGGGCAAAGACGCGAAUGCGGAGAAGUAUCCCGGACUUGUCAUUCCAUAUGCGCAUGGGACGCAGCCCAAGUGCAGCGAUUUGAUCCAGGAGACUUACACAGCGGGACUUAACCACCUCAAAGAGUUGAACUUCGAUCCCUCCGCAGGAACAUAUGAUGUUGCAGUUGCUCCAUUCAAUAACGUAGACGCCAGCAAUGUGGCGUUUCUACUGUGGGAGGAAAGCAAAAAGGUCUCAUGUGCCGCCACCAACAACUGCAGUGCAGGCCACAACGUUUUAUUUUGCUACUUCAUAGACCCACUUCAAGAAGGAGAUAAGCCUUUCACAACUGAGCUUUACAAUGCUCUCUGGGGAUUGGAAACAGGCGCAGCUUUCACUUCGCUUCCCAGCGUCGCCACCGUUCUUCUCGCCCUCGCUUUGAUGAUUCGGACUUGA
Molecule: messenger RNA, 813 nt
Organism: Eimeria necatrix
Lineage: Eukaryota; Apicomplexa; Conoidasida; Eucoccidiorida; Eimeriidae
Product: SAG family member
Exons: 5
Coding region: 1-813 (270 amino acids)
Source: RefSeq, a predicted model, not a curated record